GCGGUGCAGAGCUUGUCCGGGCGUUUCCUGCAUCCCUAGCAGCGGUGGGCUGAUGGUAUGGCCCUGCCGAGUCACGCGCCUCGGGCUCAGCGCUGGUUGCGGGAGGCCUCUUCACCAAGUCACCAUGAAUGCCAUCGUUGCCCUCUGUCACUUCUGUGAGCUCCAUGGCCCCCGCACUCUAUUCUGCACAGAGGUUCUUCACGCACCCCUGCCCCAGGGUGCUGGGAGUGGGGACAGCCCUGGCCAGGGCGAGCAGGCUGAGGAGGAGGAAGGUGGCAUCCAGAUGAGCAGUCGGGUCCGUGCCCACAGCCCAGCGGAAGGAGCCAGUGCUGAGUCUAGCAGCCCAGGGCCCAAAAAGUCAGACAUGUGCGAGGGCUGCCGGUCACUUGCUGCAGGUCACCCAGGCUAUAUCAGCCAUGAUAAAGAGACCUCAAUUAAGUACGUCAGUCACCAGCACCCCAACCACCCACAGCUCUUCAGCAUUGUCCGCCAGGCCUGUGUCCGGAGCCUGAGCUGCGAGGUGUGCCCUGGCCGAGAAGGGCCCAUCUUUUUUGGGGAUGAGCAGCAUGGUUUUGUGUUCAGCCACACUUUCUUCAUCAAAGACAGCCUGGCCAGGGGCUUCCAGCGCUGGUACAGCAUCAUUGCCAUCAUGAUGGACCGCAUUUACCUCAUCAACUCCUGGCCCUUCCUGCUUGGGAAGAUCCGAGGGAUCAUUGAUGAGCUCCAGGGCAAGGCCCUCAAGGUAUUCGAGGCAGAGCAGUUUGGAUGCCCUCAGCGUGCUCAGAGGAUGAACACGGCAUUCACACCCUUCCUGCACCAGAGGAAUGGCAAUGCAGCCCGUUCGCUCACCUCCUUGACCAGCGAUGAUAACUUAUGGGCCUGUCUGCAUACCUCCUUUGCCUGGCUCUUGAAAGCGUGCGGCAGCCGACUGACUGAAAAGCUCCUCGAGGGUGCGCCAACAGAGGACACGUUGGUGCAGAUGGAGAAGCUGGCUGAUUUAGAAGAAGAAUCAGAAAGCUGGGACAACUCUGAGGCUGAAGAAGAGGAAAAGGCCCCUGCAUUGUCAGAGAGUACAGAAGGGAGGGAGCUGACCAAAUGUCUGACGGAUUCGUCCUUACUGUCAGACUGCGGAAGCUGGCAGCCCCGGAAACUAUCAGUGUUCAAAUCCCUUCGGCACAUGAGACAGGUCCUGGGGGUCCCAUCGUUCCGCAUGUUGGCGUGGCAUGUUCUGAUGGGGAACCAGGUGAUCUGGAAAAGCAGAGAUGUGGACCUGGUCCAGUCAGCAUUUGAAGUUCUUAGGACCAUGCUGCCUGUAGGCUGUGUCCGCAUCAUCCCAUACAGCAGCCAGUAUGAGGAGGCCUACCGGUGCAACUUCUUGGGGCUCAGCCCACACGUGCAGAUCCCUGCCCACGUGCUAUCCUCAGAGUUUGCAGUUGUCGUGGAGGUCCACACAGCUGUGCGCUCCCCCCUCCAUGCAGUCGGGUGCGAGGAUGACCAGUCUCUCAGCAAAUACGAGUUUACGGUGACCAGUGGGAGCCCAGUAGCUGCGGACCGAGUUGGCCCCACCAUCCUGAAUAAGAUUGAAGCAGCCUUGACCAACCAGAACCUGUCUGUGGACGUGGUGGACCAGUGCCUCGUCUGCCUCAAGGAGGAGUGGAUGAACAAAGUGAAAGUCCUCUUUAAAUUCACCAAGGUGGACAGUCGGCCCAAGGAGGACACGCAGAAGCUCUUGAGCGUCCUCGGUGCAUCCGAGGAGGACAAUGUCAAGCUGUUGAAAUUCUGGAUGACAGGCCUAAGCAAGACCUACAAGUCACACCUCAUGUCCACAGUCCGCAGCCCCGUUGCCUCUGAGUCUCGUAACUGACCCCAUCUGAUCUUGUCUCCGUGUGCACUUCUGGGCAAAGUGUGGCAGUGUACUCGCCAUCUUCCAGUUCCAUGAGACAAGGGACCACUGCUGGGUCUCUGGACUGCAGGUGGACAGCUGGGUCCUGGUAUGGGACGGAAAUUGGUGGAUUGGGCUCUGCCCUGUGGGGCAAAGGGCCUGUGUAGUUCUUAGCACAUUGCAUAGCUGUCAGCCUCCUUCCUGAGGAAGGCUGUGGAGACCGUGGACAACUCUGUGACAAGAGACUCAGGAGCAUGUGGCUUUUGUGCCUCAGGAAUGCCAUCCCAGAAUUAACUGGAGGACUCAGGUGUUUGGGCUGCACUAACCUGUCCUCUUGGGGAUCAGCCUCUGAACAUUUUCAUUUUGAAAUGGAGCAAGUUUCCUGGGCUUUAUGUUUAAAUAUAUGUUUUACUGUGUUUGUAAAUAUUGAGGACAUACUCCAUCCAGUCCAUUUUGGUCAUCUGCUUUUAGGUUAGGGCCCUGAAAAGGCUUUGGGAGGUCAAGUGGCCGUUCUCAUCACUGGGUCCUCCGAGGCAGCAUGGCUAUCCUGUGGGUGCAUUCCCCUCGUGCUGCCGUGGAGUUAACCUGUGGCUCUACCCAAAGAUGUACCUUUGCUGAGGCAGCUGCGGACCCGAUUUGAGCAGCAGCACAUUGUAGAUGGUGAAACCCACUGCUGCUUCGUGCUGAGUCACUUUCGCCUGUAUUGUGGUGUUCAGCGUUUACAUGUGGCGGCAGAUGACAUCAUCCUGUUGUACAGUUUGGACGGAAUCAUGGCUUAGAAGGCUUUUUGGCAGUUUUUCCAGUUUGUUUAGGUUUUUUUGUGUUCAUUUAAUUUAUAUUUAACACAGAGACUUAAGUUGUAUUAUAACUAAGUCUUUGUAUAAUACAAAUGAAUUGAAACUUAAUAAAUCUAUUUUUGUAACCUG
Molecule: messenger RNA, 2808 nt
Organism: Octodon degus (degu)
Lineage: Eukaryota; Metazoa; Chordata; Mammalia; Rodentia; Octodontidae
Gene: Flcn
Product: folliculin
Exons: 12
Coding region: 53-1864 (603 amino acids)
Biological process (GO): positive regulation of GTPase activity; positive regulation of TORC1 signaling; negative regulation of transcription by RNA polymerase II
Cellular component (GO): cytosol
Molecular function (GO): GTPase activator activity
Source: RefSeq, a predicted model, not a curated record